AUGUCGCUGUUCUCCGCCAUGGCGGACGAGGGCAGCGUCUGGGCGCAGGGCUCGUCGCUCUUUAACAUCUCGAGCCCGCUCAACGACCUGCUGGAGAAGGACGGCUUCACGCUGGAGGAGGUGCUGCAGGAGGACGAGCUGGUGCAGGAGGUCAAGACGCGCAACACCAAGCUCAUCGACUUCCUAUCACAGGAGCCCGUGCUGCUCAAGCUCGUGGAGUACGUCGUGGAGAGCCCCGAUGACCCGUCGGACGACCUGCGCACGCUCAAGUACCCGUACAUGGCGUGCGAGGUCAUUUGCUGCGACAUCACGAGCAUCACGGAGACCAUCGUGACCGCCAGCGACGGCGCCAUUGUGGAAACCCUAUUAGGGUUUCUCUUCCAGCCCACGCCGCUAGACCCUAGACUGGCCGGCUACUUCGAGAAGAUCGUGACCAUGCUCAUGGUGCGCAAGCCGCAGGAGAUGACGGCGUUGCUCAACAAGAACUCGGACGCGCUGCUCGCAGGUUUCGCGCGUCACGCGGCCAGUUUCUCGGUCGCGGAGCUGCUCAAGCGGCUGCUGCAGCCCUACCAGGCCGACUACAUGGACGACUGCAUGGACUUCCCCGGGAUGUCGAUGGGCUUCCCACCUUCCAACUCGUGGUACGGGGACGACGACGACCAUUUGGGGGGCAGUGGCACCCCCACUGCUAAUAAGGACAAGACGCUGAGCUGGCAGUCGGAGCCGACGGUCGUGGACCUGUUGUUGAAGACGCUGGGGGACGUUGAAGCCGACUCUGACGCCCACAAGCACGCGUCCGAGGUGCUGGUGGACAUCAUCCACUGCGGCACGCGCGCGCAGCAGAGCGACCCGGCGUCGCCCGCCAGUUCGACUUCGCCCGUGUCUUUCGCGCUGCUGGAGCACCUGGAGACCAAGGAGGUGGCGGACAAGCUCGUGGCUCUUGCCGUGCCUGAAGAAGGCGCGGCCAGUUCGUGCACCUCGUCCAUGACCGGAGCGAUUUCGGUGCUGAGCGCGCUGCUGUCGCGCGCCACCAACGCGCAGUACUGCGCCACGGACGAGAUGCCCCCCGCGGUGGCGUGCGCCGUGGAGAGACUACCGCAGAUUUGCGCCAUCUUGAAGAUCGAUGGCGAUGACGCCGGAACUAUUCGCAACCAGCGCCACCAGGAGGUCCCGAGGCUGGGACUGCGCCGACUGAAAAUGGUGGGGCUCGUGGUGCUGCUCAUGCAGUCCAAGUACCAGAAGGUGGACAUUGCGCUGCUGGAGCAGCACGCGAUCGAGAUUUGCCUGGAUCUGUUCUUCAAGUUCGAGUUGGUCAACAUGCUCCACGCGGACGUGGAGAGCAUGGUGAUCGGCAUCUUAGAAAGCGGCAGCCACGAGCUGCUCGUAGGGUUAGUGAAGGAGGCGCGUCUGCUGCCCCGCAUCAUUGAGGCGCACGAGAAGAACGAUGAGGCCACGGCCGUUGCAAAGGGAUUUUCGCUUGGAUUUGUGGGGCACCUCCACCGCAUCUGCAACAUGCUUAUGACCAUGCUGGAGGACGUGCGCGGCAGCACGAACGAGGAGGGAUCGCUCAACGAGAUGCGGCACGCGGACACGGUGCUGGAGCUGUUCGAGGAGGACGAGGUCACGUGGAAAAAGUGGGAGGAGCUGUCGUCCAAGGUGCUCGCCCCCAUUUACGAGCGCGAGCGUCUGCCGCUGGGUGGCGUGACGAUCUCUCAGGGCGGCGAAGAUCCGUACUCGGUCAUGGGCUUCAACCAGAACGAGGAGCUUCUGAACGCGCAGUUCGCCGAGAUGCUGGGCGCGUCGGGCUUCGGCUCGGACCCUAAUGGUUUUGACACGGACUUCGACGUCAAGGACAGCGACACACCCAUGCUGCCGGAGAUCAUGAACGACAGCAGCAGUAGCGAGGAGGAGGACGAGGAGGAGCUCGCACGACAGGAGAGCGCCCCCAAGGAUAGCGAAGGCGGCAUGGGCACGGACCGCUGGGCAAACUUCGAGUCUGGCGGCAGCUGGGCCAAGUUCGAGGACACGUUCGAGGACAUUCCCUUCGAGCCGAUCCCCGGUAUGGAGAUGGAGAACGACGACGAUUUUGACGAUGGAGAGGCCAUGCCAGAGGUGGUAACGACUGUAGACCUGAUGCAGACUGAGACUGAGAGUGAGACCCCCGCCGCAGCACCUGCUUCUGCUGCUGCUGAGGCAGCAGAGGCGACCCCGGCGGAGACGACGGAGGAGAGUAGCGCCGCUAGCAGUCCGGACGAGGCGCCUAGUGCAGAUGCAGCUGCGGUAGAAACAACUUCAGAGGAGGCUGCUGCCCCGGAGGCGCAGGCGUGA
Messenger RNA from Phytophthora sojae, 2328 nucleotides. RefSeq lists its product as hypothetical. The record is from RefSeq and is a predicted model, not a curated record. The coding region runs from base 1 to 2328 and encodes 775 amino acids. Gene Ontology annotation, molecular function: protein phosphatase regulator activity; protein phosphatase binding. Lineage: Eukaryota; Oomycota; Peronosporomycetes; Peronosporales; Peronosporaceae. The transcript has 2 exons.